Atta colombica is the source of this 733-nucleotide messenger RNA. It is a transcript of the gene ND-PDSW, whose product is annotated as NADH dehydrogenase [ubiquinone] 1 beta subcomplex subunit 10. The transcript is spliced from 4 exons. The record is from RefSeq and is a predicted model, not a curated record. Bases 108 to 587 code for a protein of 159 amino acids. NCBI's taxonomy places the organism in Eukaryota, Metazoa, Arthropoda, Insecta, Hymenoptera, Formicidae.
GAUUGUGACAUCACGUAACGCGUUUCGUGUCGCUAGUGCGUAAGAAUAAUCUUACGAGAAGAGUAUUGAUUGUUGCCGAUUUUUUUUAUUCAGCCUAGUUAAAAAUUAUGGCAGAACAAGAAAACCUUCUUUACAGACUUAUGAAUUCUGUAAUUUAUGUGCUGGAUGCGCCAGUCACCUAUGUACGAGAAAAAUUAGUAGUACCGAAUCAAAAGAAAUAUCCAUGGUAUCAUCAACAAUACCGUCGUGUGCCGACGAUCGAUGAGUGUUACAUGGAUGACAUGGUCUGUUAUACCGAGGCAGAUUGUCAAUUUAAACGCGAUAAAGAAGUAGAAGAUCAAAUUUUGUUUAUUCUAAGAAGUCGGUAUGAACAGUGUGCCGUCUAUCACGGCGAAGAUGUACAUUUAUGCGAUCCUAUAAGGAAAACUUAUGAUGACGCGGCUGUUGCUUGGUUCAUAAAAUACGGUGAAAUGGGAGUAGGUUUAAACGCAAAAAAUGCAUACAUGAAGCAGAAACAUCGUAUGAUCUGGGAGCGCCGUCACGGACCAGUAGGUACCGGCAUGAAACAACAACCAAACAAUGCGUAGCAUACUUGAACCGGCAUUGUAGCUGAUUAUAUAAAUUUAAUGGCAAACGCAUUCGUACAUUAUGGAUCUGAAUUGCAUGUUUGCUUAAUAUGUACAGAUGUGUUGUGAUUUAAAGACGACGGGAUAAUAAAAAUAAUUUAUCAGAA